Messenger RNA from Purpureocillium lilacinum, 1521 nucleotides. RefSeq lists its product as uncharacterized. The record is from RefSeq and is a predicted model, not a curated record. Gene Ontology annotation, molecular function: DNA-binding transcription factor activity, RNA polymerase II-specific; zinc ion binding. Lineage: Eukaryota; Fungi; Ascomycota; Sordariomycetes; Hypocreales; Ophiocordycipitaceae. Gene Ontology annotation, biological process: regulation of DNA-templated transcription.
AUGGACCGAAGCCCCAAUGGCUGCUGGACGUGUCGCAUCAGGCACCGCAAAUGCGACGAGGUGUCCCCGGCCUGCCGCGAAUGCACCGACCGCGGCAUAACCUGCCAUGGCUACGGCCGCAAGCCCGCCUGGGUCGACGACGCGACGCGGCUGCGCGAGGAGCUGGCCCGGAUCAAGCGCGCUGUAAAUGACAACUUUCGGCGCACCCGGAGGAAACAGCAGCAGCGACGACGAAGCUCUGGCAGCGUCCCGCAGGAUCAUGAGCCGAGCCCUGCCGUUGCAGCACCGACGCCCAGCGCCAUCACGGCCGUGGGCACAGGCGCUUCCCACGAGACGUCCUUUCGCGAGGCGCAGCUGCUGAUUCACUACCUUGACUACAUCUUCCCCAUGCAGUACCCGUACUACAGAGACGACCCAGCGCUCGGCGGCCGCGGGUGGCUCUUCUGGCUGCUCAUGAAGCGAGGUCCGUUGCACCAGGCGGUGCUGACGCUCGCGGCGCUGCACCACCACGUCGAGUUUGCGCACGCGCCGGAGAGGGAAGGGUCGGAAGACAGAGACUCGGAGCUGCUGGGCUACCACACUAACGCGUUGCAGCGACUGCGCCAGGUCAUCUCCGAGUGCGACGCGGAGCGCUUUGCCGAGAACCGCGAGCAGCUCAUCGAGUUUCUCGCGUGCGGCUCGGCGCUCAUCAGCUUCGAGCUCUUCCAGGGCGGCGUCACCAACUGGCAGCCUCACCACAACGCCCUCGUCUCCGUCGUCAACCGGCUCUCUCCCGAGGCGAUGGCGCGGCGCGGCGCGGACCCCGACCAGCCGCUCCUCAGCGGUAUCGACCUCGCGGAGCGGUUCCUCGUCACGAAAGUGGUGUGGCUGGACGUGCUGGCGGCAACGGUCACGGGCACCGCCCCGCGGACGCGGUACGCCGAGUGGCUCGACGUCGAGGGCGUGGACAUGUCACGCGUCAUGGGCUGCCGCAAUUGGGCUAUGCGCGCCAUUGGCGACUUGGCCAGCGUCGCCGCCGAAGGCGAUGCGGAUGGCGAGCUGGAUGGAAGAGCCAUUGAUCGCAUCAAGAAACGGCUUGAGGAGGGCCUAAAUGCCCUUGACACAGAAUCGGAGUCCUCGCCGCCGAUAAGCGACGCGCUGACCAAGGUGUUCGCCUCUGCGGCGCUCGUGCAGCUACACACGACCGUCCCAGGUACCAGCCUCGCGGAGGCCACGGUACACAACGCCGUCUCUCGGGUCAUUGACGCGCUGCGCGAGCUGCCGAGCUGGGUAGCGGUGCGUGGCCUGGCAUGGCCGAUAGCCGUCGCCGGAUCGGUGGCGACGGCCGGGGAGCAGCAGGACUUCUUCGAGGAUCUGAUGAGACAGCGCGUGCUCGACGGGUCCGGCGGCGGCUUCACCAACUGCGGCACGGUGCUGCGCGUCCUGGGGCAUUGCUGGGAACACGCGAAGCAGUGGCCCGGCGAGACGUGGACGUGGAGGGACGGCAUGGCGGACAUGGGCAUCUGCGCAUUGCUCAUCUGA